This is a messenger RNA of Brassica napus (rape), 724 nucleotides long. Its product is annotated as protein translation factor SUI1 homolog 1-like. NCBI's taxonomy places the organism in Eukaryota, Viridiplantae, Streptophyta, Magnoliopsida, Brassicales, Brassicaceae. The transcript has 2 exons. The coding region runs from base 228 to 686 and encodes 152 amino acids. The record is from RefSeq and is a predicted model, not a curated record. Gene Ontology annotation, biological process: translational initiation. Gene Ontology annotation, molecular function: translation initiation factor activity; RNA binding.
AUUAAUUAUGUUGUUGGCAUUGGAAAAGUAAGAGAAAAAUGAGUACUCACAUGCAGCUGGCAAGAGUUGGAAUUCAAGGAGUAUAACUUCAAUGCUAAGGGACAACCUCUUCAUGCUAGCUAUCUCCAUCCCCUUCUUAAGGUACUCAGGAGUUGUUGAAAUCGUUUACUUCAAGCGUAAUGUAUCUUAGUGUUUUGUGUAACUCAUACUGAAGUGUAGUUUACUUGAUGGGUAACUGUUCUGUUUAUAUCAUGGUGUUUUGUACCCAUCUGAGUGUGUUAAACUCUUAUUAUGACAUUGGUCUUCUUGCUCAGGUCUCAGAUUCUCUGUCCUUUUGCCCAUCAGAUCAACAAAGUUUCAUGUCUGAACUUGAUUCCCAGGUCUCUACUGCCUUUGACCCGUUUGCUGAUGCGAAUGCUGAGGACUCAGGUGCGGGAACAAAGGAGUACGUCCACAUCCGUGUGCAGCAGCGCAAUGGUAGGAAAAGCUUGACAACAGUCCAAGGGUUGAAGAAAGAGUAUAUUUACAGCAAUAUACUUAAGGACCUCAAGAAAGAGUUUUGUUGCAACAGUACAUUGGUUCAUGACUCUGAACUCGGACAUGUUCAUGUUUAUUUUACAGCAAGAUAUUUAAGGACCUCAAGAAAGAGUUUUGUUGCAACGGUACAUUGGUUGCAAACACAAUAAUUGCAUAUAAAUAAAUAUAUUAUCAAUUUAAAUAUCAA